UAGGCCGAUCACUGAUCCAUUAAUAAGGGCAUGUCUCGGUCAUGGCCGAUACCGACCGAUCCGAUCCGAGUUUUAAAACCAUGCACAGGCGGAGAAUGCCGUAGCAGUUAAAACCCUAAACCCUUGAAGACAGCUGCGUGCAUCUCUCUUGGUCUCCUGAAAGCGAAAAAUUUUCAGAAACAGGAAAGAAGAUCUUCUAGGAAUAUUUCUGGGAAGAAGGAGAGAUGCCUUCAAAGGCGAAGAAAUCUUCCAAAACACCAUCGAAGUUAUCGUCUUCAGAUCAUUCUGCAUCUCCUAAGACCUCAUCAACUUCAUCAUCUCUUCCAGGUGGAGAGAUCAGUGAAGAGGAUCUUUUGUAUGUUCUUGAAGAAGCUUCAAUCAAGUUCCCUUCUUUCAUCUCCAAAUCUGCUUUUGUUGGCCAGAUUAGCGAUGUUGGGUCUGAAAGUCACAAAGCUACGAUUUGGCUUUCUGAGUCUGCCAUGGUUGCUUCCUCCCUUAUCCCUGGUUCGGUUGUUUCGGUGUCUCUUGCUUCUUCAAGGAAAGGGUUUUCAAAUGGCUCCCCUGUUGACUUAUUAACAGAUGAGUUUGUCAGACAUAUUGGUGUUUAUUCCAGAGGUGAAAGAGAGAAUGAUACAGGCAGAUACUUUGCUCUUGCAACGGUUUUCCCUUCGUGUAAGGUUUUGAAGAAUGGAGUACGAUUAUCAUGGAGCCUUUCAUCCACGCUGGGUUUCCCUUCUUUGGGCAGGAUCAUAUUUAUCUCCUCCAUUCAAACUCUAUAUGUAUCUGGGCUUCUGAAUAACUUGCCUAGCCCAAUUAAUAGUGCAGCCUGUCCUCUCACAGUCUGCAAAUGCAAGGACUUGCAGUUACAACUGAUUUCAUCAAUGGAUGGUGUAUCAAUUAAACAUGACAUGUCCCGCAGUAAUCGUCCAGCUGAGAUGGAUCAGGGUCAAUUUGAAAAGGGGAACUUUUCAUCCCCAAAGACGCCAUCAUUAUACAAGCCAAAACUUGAUUCUCCUAUAAGUGGUCCGCUAUAUUCAGGAAGAUGGGAAGACUCUGUGCUGAAAUUAGGAUUAGGUGAUGAAAAGACGAAGGAACUCUGGCAAAGUUGUGCUGUUCACUGGCUACGCUCUCGCAUUUUACUCCCUGGGAAUAUUUUGACAAUCCCAAUAUUUCCUUAUACUUUCGUUUUCCGUGUGGAAGGUGCAAAUGAAUCAGAAUGUACUAAUCAGAAGUUGAAAGAUGAAGGGAAUGAUUUGAUUUUUCGAACUCCUACACUCAUGGACCAUGUUAAAGAAGCCUUUUUGGUGGAUCAUGAAACAAAAGUACAAAUCUUCUCAUCAUUGACUUCUGAGACAGAGACUGUAGAGAAAAGCGGCUACCCACGGGAGGACCUUGAGCAUAAAGACUUCAGGACUAAAAUGAUUAGGGAUGUUCCACAGUUGGGUGGUCUUUCUAAAGAAUUUGCUCUGUUGAAGGAAAUCAUUAUCUACUCUUUGCUGAAGGACAGCCUCUCAAGUCUUGGUUUACAAACCAUAAAGGGCGUCCUUCUCCAUGGCCCUCCUGGGACCGGAAAAACUUCUUUGGCUCAUUCAUGUGCUCGUGAUACUGGUGUCAGCUUUUUCUCUGUAAAUGGACCUGAGGUUGUAAGUCAAUACUAUGGUGAAAGUGAGCAAGCAUUGCAUGAAGUUUUUGAGUCAGCUAGCAAAGCUGCACCUGCUGUGGUUAGAUAUUCUUUCCCACCUUUAUGUCCAGAGGCCCUUUUAUGUCCCUACUUUUUAUUUCCCUGUAUUUUGUUUUCAAUAUUCGUUCUGUGCGUUGUCUUUGGGUGUUCAUUUUGUUUCUUUUUUCUUUAUAUCUUCUCUUUUUGAGUUUCCAUUCGUACUAUGAGCAAGGUUUAAAGUAUCGGUAUCGGGUAUUGUACGGAAGGAUGCUUUUAAGAGAUGUAUCACAUUGUAUUGGAGAGAUACAAGAUACAAUAAAGAUACAUAUGGAAAUGGUCAAGAAACAUAUGGAAAUGCUUAGAAUAUAUUCAAAAUACUGUUUUUAAGCGUAAACACUAUUGAUAAGUAAUAUGUGAAGUAUAUCAUGUAUAAAAAAGAGAACAAAGUAUGACAAGACAAGUGCCUUCAAUAGGUUAUAUAUAAAGGAUGAGGUUUCUUACAUGUGUUAAUACCAAUUUUUUUUUUACGUAUCGUAUUGGUACCUUAAGGAGACAAUAUGUAUCGGCGGAUACGGUAGGAUACUUAAAACCUUGCAUACUAGAAGGGUGAUUUUAACUUUUAAGAGACGUUUCCUAUCGUAUUGGUGGGACACAAGAUACACUAAAGAUACACAUGGAAAUGGUCAAGAAACACAUGGAUGUGCUUAUAAUACAUGCAAAAUACAGUUUUGAAGCAUAAAACACCUUAUUAUGCAAUAUGUAAAUAUAUAUAGGGAUUUUCUUAUUGGCACCUUGAACACCCAUCAAGGUGUCAAAAUAACUUAUAACCUUAUUUUUUCACCCCAUCAGGUAUUACACACUUCCCUUUGGGCAAGGGUAAAAUAACUUCAUUUCACAUAUGCACUAAAAAAGUGUGAUAAUGACAGGUCCAAACAAAUUACAGUUAGUUUGGGCAAAAGAGUAAAACUACUUCGACCCAGUUGGGCUACUAGAAUAAAAAUGCAUGGGUCAUUGGGUCCCUACAGUAUACUCUAUAUUGACAAACCCAUCCCCAUGGGGUUAAUUGGAAACAUCACCGUCGCCGUUGUAUUUCACUUUCAAUGUCACCAUGAAAGAUGGGGUUGUGUGACCAAGGAGAUCGUUGACUGUGCCUCUGUACCUGCUCAUUGUCUCUCCCUCUUUCAGCUUUGCUGCUGCUGAUGGCUAUUGAUGGCUGC
Macadamia integrifolia is the source of this 2877-nucleotide messenger RNA. Its product is annotated as calmodulin-interacting protein 111-like. Bases 225 to 1868 code for a protein of 547 amino acids. The transcript has 5 exons. Lineage: Eukaryota; Viridiplantae; Streptophyta; Magnoliopsida; Proteales; Proteaceae. Gene Ontology annotation, cellular component: cytoplasm; chloroplast. Gene Ontology annotation, molecular function: ATP hydrolysis activity; ATP binding. The record is from RefSeq and is a predicted model, not a curated record.